AUGCAGUGUGCUAAUUGUAAUAAGAGCUUUGAAUCAAAGCAAAGUGGAUUCAAACGCCGCUAUUUGAUUAAUCAAGAUAUUUCAACAAGUGCAAUAAAAGACAUACUUUUGAACGUUGAUAUCACACCAAAAUCUGAAAAACGUUCAGAAUCGCGUUUUGUGUGUAAUGAGUGUGAAAAACUGUUGAAGACGGCAAGUGUUGGUGUUAAGGCUAAAGAAAAACUGUUCAGCAAGACUGAUGAGACCUCCUAUAUUGGCCUUAAAAGGAGACGGAUUACUCUAUCGGCAUCGCCCAUUGGGACGCCAUACACGCCUAAGAGACCCCGAUUGUCGUCCACACCGAAGUCAAAGAAAAGAGAACAUCUCACAACUGGCGCAAGGUACUUUGCGACAUACAAGUAUGACAAGGGCUUUAGGCACUACAUGUCAAAAUCCAAAGUGGCUUUGAAAUCACUGAGAAAGGUGCUUAGAAGAAAGAUAAGAAUGGAUGUGAAACAGAUGCUGAAGGAUGUAGCCCUUCCCGUGAAACAAUCAGUCAGUGUAUCAGGAUUUAAAGAUAUGAACUUUGCUCAGAUGUUGACAGCCUUUGAAUCACACGCACCAUUCCUGUACGACGCAAUCGUAUCUUCACUCACUACCAGAGAGAAAGAACUCAAACGGGGAAAAGGCAACGUUUCACUGGUUCCAGUCAUCGGUACAAUCAUGUCUAUGAUAGCAUAUCAAAAUAAACCCAAGCUUGCUUCCCUGUUGAUGAAAAUGAAUGCCGUGCAGAUGUGGCGUUCUGGCUGCAAAAGAUCGUUGUUUAACAUAUUCAAUCACAUGGGAAUAUGUGUUGGCGAAUGGAGCAUGUUUGCAACGCUUGACAAGCUACGAGCAUCAUUCGAUGCAGAACUUCUCUCGUGGAAGAACGAUCUCAAGAGACAUGUGUUCAGAACACCUGACAGCCCACCUGCUAAUUCACCGGCUGUAAGUCAGUCGGAUGAGACUGAGGACGACCCCUCUUCAUUUUCAACGAGCAGUUUCUCGCAGCUGGAAUCUGAGCCAGAGGAAAGUUCUGAGUGGGAAGAUGCCAUGGAUGAUUAUGAUGAUGAUGAUGUUCAAAGUUCGGAGCGGGAGUCCGAAGAGCCUACCAUAUUGUAUGGUGACGACACCGUACCAAAAGGUUAUACAUUAUGCUGGGACAACGUUGGAAAACAAGUGAAGGCUAGACAUCAAACAAGAAAUCAUGGAAAUAAAUAUAAAUGUUGGGCUUUGGCAUAUGCAGUCAAGAAUAGAAUACAAACAACUCAGUUUGAUAACAAGAAAGUAGAACCGGCUGAAAGUAUAGACAUUGAGAAGUACCUUUUAAAUGACAAAGAACGACAUGCAGUCAGGGAGAGACUUGUCAACAUGGUGCAGCGAAUCCUUGUCGGUCAUUUGGCAGCCUUUCGGAGUGUCGCGCAUUACCCGUGCACCUCCUUUCAGCAUCAUUUCACCAGAGAGAGCUCACAAAAAAGCGAGAUGUUCAACAUAGGUGUUAUAGAUGCGAACCCAUCUUCAACUGCCGGUGUGAUAGAAAUACUAGACACCCUGCACAACUAUGUUCCUCAGCAUGAAGAUCAAGUGCACACGCUUAUUACAUGGGGGGAUGCUCUGUCUUGUGAAAGGCAUCUUGACGCCCAGAAUGCGAGGGCCAAUGCCACAACAGCUGUUGGAAAACUUCAGGGACUUGAACCGGGCGCCCAGGAAUUCCAUAAAAGAAUGUUGUUGAUGCAGGACACAAUGGACAAAUUGUUUGAUGGGAAAAGCGCGCGUGAUAAAGGAACACUGUUUCACUUGAAAAACGUGUUCAAUCAGAGGUCCGUUUCAAAACACGUGUCAGAGACAUUUAACUACGUAGCUGAAUUUCUGAAAUUCGUGACAGAAGGAUACGUGGUUCUGUUUGCAAUGGAUCUGCUAGGGAUCGACGACAUGGAGGAGGACACUAUUGAAGACGCCGAGAUAGCCUUGAAUCGGGUGUCUGAAGAAAUUGUGGACAGCAUAUGGAAUGAAGUGACUUUAGAAAAUGCCGGAAGUGAGAUGCAUUGCUUUUGUGGACAAGAUAUUGACGAGGACAUCCCCAUGAUCGAGUGUGAAAAUUCCGAAUGUAAGAAUGGUGGAUGGUUCCAUACAGAUUGCUGCGGACUUGAUGAGGAUGACCUUCCAGACGAGUGGUUUUGCAGCUCUGAUUGUAGAACGUUUGCUACACAGUUCUGCACAUGUAAGUCGAACCAAAAAGGUAUCAUGAUAGAGUGCACAAAUACAGACUGCAAGAGGGGAAGAUGGUUUCACAUCAAUUGCGUAGGACUGAAGAAAGGCCAGUUACCAGCGGAAGAUGAGCCGUGGUUCUGCAGCAAAUUCUGCUCAAAGACCGGGAAAUCAGAAAGGUCAUUUCAGGCAGUUGAUAGGAAAUUCGAAUAUUCGAAAUACCUGAUGUGGAGUGGCUUGAAUGAUUUGAUCAGAAGAGACGCGGUUAGAAACAAUGACGGGCCAAUGAUGAUAGUAUAUUGGAAACAAGAUCUACUGCAAUUUCUUCAAAGAAAUCAUCCAAAGUACUUCAUUCUUGCCCACCGAUUAAUUGCUGGUGUGAAUGGGUUUCUACCGCCUCGACUGCAACAAGAUCUAAUCUGGAAUAGGACAGUUAAUAUAAGAGGAGGGCAUGCUUCCAACGAUGAAGCUGACUUGGUUAACGAGUUCUUAAACAGGGAGUUUAAAGAGAGCAUUCGAUCAGUUGGACCACACACUACUCCACUCACGUUACAACGGCAUGGGAAACUUGCUGGUGGAGUUGGGGUCGUCUUGGACGAUGUUUAUAAAGAGCUGUUGGAUGCCCAUAAGGCCGCCCAUCACACACAAAAGGGGCUGAAUAGAAGGGAUGACAUGCAAUACUUUGUGCAGUUGCUGGGCCCUGAAAACUUGACCAGAAAAAUUAGCGGUCGCCACCAUUCCGCUUUCCCAAAAUUCACGUCAGAGCGCUCUGUUAGCUACACAAGACUACAAGAAAGAGUGACAAAAUUAUCGAAGAAGCUUGACAGGGCCCGAAGAGUUGCUCAUUGAUAAUGGCAAUACAGGCUGACGAAAUUCAGAAACAUUUAUAAAUGCGCUCAUAUUAUUUCAAAUAAUGACUUGUGCUGAACGUUUUAUAAACUCAAACCUAUAGAGCUCUUAAUACGUGUGUAAAAUGUUUUCAUAAAUAAUGGGUUAUAUACACCACACCAUUAAAGCAUCUUCAGUUACUUUUGUUUCUUUUUCGGCAAGUUAUUAAAAAUAGGUGA
Molecule: messenger RNA, 3293 nt
Organism: Mya arenaria
Lineage: Eukaryota; Metazoa; Mollusca; Bivalvia; Myida; Myidae
Exons: 14
Coding region: 1-3075 (1024 amino acids)
Source: RefSeq, a predicted model, not a curated record